Molecule: messenger RNA, 5246 nt
Organism: Motacilla alba alba
Lineage: Eukaryota; Metazoa; Chordata; Aves; Passeriformes; Motacillidae
Gene: NAPEPLD
Product: N-acyl phosphatidylethanolamine phospholipase D
Exons: 5
Coding region: 395-1582 (395 amino acids)
Biological process (GO): N-acylethanolamine metabolic process; N-acylphosphatidylethanolamine metabolic process
Cellular component (GO): membrane-bounded organelle; cytoplasm
Molecular function (GO): N-acylphosphatidylethanolamine-specific phospholipase D activity; zinc ion binding
Source: RefSeq, a predicted model, not a curated record
UGGAACGCCGCAGCCGUUCGACAGCUCCUACCGGAGACCUACGGAGCCGCCGCCGUGCAAGGGGUGGAGCGGCACCAUGGAGGAGGAGGAGAAGGGGGACGAGACUCUUCAGGGGCGGCAGCAGCACCCUCGGAGGUGAGCGGCGCUCCAGCGGCAGCAGCGCUCUGGGGCCGGGGGUCUCUGCCCCCGCGCCUUCUCGUGAGCAGCGGGGAACCGGAGCGAGCCGAGCGGCGGCUCCCUCCCCGUGCCUGUCCGGAGGGGAGACACUGCCCGGGCUGCCGCCCACAGAGCCCGGCUAGCGGCCGGAGGAGCGGAGCACCUGCUCCGAGCGCGGCAGCGGGGCUCUCCAGACACACACACGGUACCGGGGCCCCGCCGCUCUCCUGAAAAAGGUAUGGAUAAGAACACAGAUGAAGAGCAGCCUUCAACUGCCUGUAACCAGUACCCUAAGGAAGCAGUGAAGAAACGUCAGAAUUCAGGUCGAGGUUCCGGGGCCAAUGAUUCUUCCAGGACCUUCAGAAAAAGCUUCAGGCUGGACUACAGAUUAGAAGAGGAUGUAACUAAAUCCAAGAGGGGCAAAGAUGGGAGAUUUGUCAACCCGUGGCCAACAUGGAAAUCACCAACCUUACCCAACAUUUUGAAAUGGUCCUUCAUGGAAAAAAAUAACAGCAAUGUGCCACGCUCAAAGCAGGAACUCGACAAAGAACUCCCAGUGUUACAACCUUACUUUGUUCAAGCACCAGAAGAUGCUGGGAAGACAGGAGCUGGUAUGCGAGUCACGUGGCUGGGACACGCCACAGUUAUGGUGGAAAUGGAUGAACUUGUGUUUCUUACUGACCCAAUCUUCAGCCAGAGAGCUUCCCCUCUUCAGCUCUUGGGUCCCAAGCGCUUCCGCGGGCCUCCGUGCACAGUCGCGCAGCUGCCCAGGAUAGACGCGGUGCUGAUCAGCCACACGCACUACGAUCACCUGGACUACAACAGCGUGGCCAGUCUGAACGAGCGCUUCGGCAGCGAGCUGCGCUGGUUCGUGCCCCUGGGGCUCCUGCCGUGGAUGCAGAGAUGUGGCUGCGAGAAUGUGAUCGAACUGGAUUGGUGGGAGGAGAACUGUGUCCCUGGUCACGAUGCGGUGACUUUUGUCUUCACCCCUUCCCAGCAUUGGUGCAAAAGGACUGUGACAGAUGAUAACAAGGUUCUCUGGGGCAGCUGGUCUGUCUUGGGACCUUGGAAUAGGUUUUUCUUUGCAGGAGAUACUGGAUAUUGUUUUGCUUUUGAACAAAUAGGCAAAAGGUUUGGACCUUUUGAUCUUGCAGCCAUCCCCAUUGGAGCUUAUGAGCCAAGGUGGUUUAUGAAAUACCAGCAUGUGGAUCCUGAAGAAGCAGUAAGAAUCCAUAUUGAUGUUCAAGCAAAGAAGUCUGUAGCAAUUCAUUGGGGGACCUUUGCUUUAGCAAAUGAGUAUUACUUGGAUCCUCCAGUUAAAUUGAAUGAAGCUCUUGAGAGAUAUGGCUUGAAAAAAGAUGACUUCUUUCUCUUGCACCAUGGAGAAUCACGGAAUUUGAAUACAAAUGACCGGUUUGAAAACUGAAACAGUGUCAGUUCCUUGUAAGCCCUGUUUGAUUUGAACUAAUGUAACAAUACUAACAUAAUGUACACGACAGAUUUUUGAGAUUGAAUUGGAUUUCUAAAUGCCAGGUUUGUCAGUUUCAGAAUUAAAGCUUGCAUACCAAUUUCAUGACAAAUUUUACUAGUUAUAUUGUUUAUAAAUUUAAAGAGGUGAUCUAAAAGUGGUUUAUAUAUUAAGUGUUGUCUGGAAAUAACUUGCUCUGAUGUACACCACUGAUAAAAAAAUUAUUUUUAAACUCUUCAUCCUACCUGCUGCAGCAAUAAUAACUUCAGCACAGAACAUAUUCUUAGGAUUAAUGGCUGUCUUGAAUUAUUCAUUGUUAGACUGUCAUCUCCCACUUGUUAGUCUUCAGGUUAUGCCCUGUACCUUGAUGUACAAGCUUUGUACAGCUUCACUGUAUGUUUUGUGGGGUGAAGUCUUCCAAUACAGCUGUGUUGUUUAAGCACAAGCAUGUUAAAAUUGUUUUCACUCUUCAUUUUCAUGUAUUAAUGAACCACAAAAGCUGAAUUUUACAUCAAAGAAAUGUGCCUUUUAAAGAAAGAGAUGAUUUAAUAUUGCAUCAUGGAUGUGUAAAACUAACUGCUGGCCAGAAUACCUGCACAUUUUUAUUGUUUUGUCUGUGUUUUUAAGUUAGGUCUGAAUGUGUCUGAAUUGCAGUACUUUAAGUGGAAAAACCUCUUAAUUUCACUUGUCCUUGCAUUAACUCAGCCUUUUUUCUUAGUACCUUCCCCCCCACCCCCAAAAAAGUCUUGAGCAAGGGCUGUGGUGUUUUUUCUAGUAGCUUCCCUAUAAUUUUAAAGUUGAAUGAGAUUACAACAUUGUUCAGUGUUAUAAAACUUGGCCAAAUGUGUCUGUAUCAAAUUGUCUUGCUCAUUUACAGAAUUAAAGCCUACUGUUGCCAAUAAAAAAGGGUUGUUAUUCUCCUUCAUAAUUUCAUUGGCAAAUCAUGUUUUGUUUAUGAUUUCUUCUGGUCUGUGGGAUAUGUGGGUUGGUUCAGGGUUUUUUUUUUUUUUUUUUUGCUCUUGCUGUACAUUUUAUUUUCAUAUCCCACAAAGAUAAAUAUAUAUAAAAAAGACGUAUUAUUUAAAGGCAUGAAUUCUGGCAACUAAUUAAAACCAGUUAAUGAGAUUUCAUGGUAGGAACAACUGAGGUAAUCUUUAAACUAUAGACAGUUAUUAAAAUUGGUUUAAAACUACCCUGUUAUUCAGUGUUGGGGCUGUUUCAGAUGAAGUCUCCUGUAUUUACACAACAGCUUCAAUCACAACUUGGGUGAUACAAUGUAUAUUACCUGUUUGUAAUUUUGUGUAGGACACCAAGCUGCAAGAAGUUUUGAGUACUUUGAAGGACAAGUUUAAGAUUAAAGUUGUUUUUGUUGUGGGUUGUUUUCUUUUCCUGUUUUUAUAAUCAUCUAUAGGUUAUUCUGUAAAAUUACGUACUUCAGAAAGAGUGGAACUAAAAUACAGAACACCUAGCCAAGCAGCCACAGAGCAGAGAUACACUGAGUUACAUGGAUCAGAAACUAAAUGUCAGUAAUGACAUGUUUUGUUUUGGAUUGUUAAUUCACAACACUUGUACCUAGAAUGGUGACCAUUAUGUUCUGCUUGGUGCUGGUAAGAUUCCACCAAGGGUGUUAGGUAGGUGAUAAAAAAUGAGACAUCUUUGCAUAAAGGCACAUUGGAAAGUCUUGCAUGAUUUCAAACAUCUCAACAGCAUUGUUCUAUGAAGAAAGCAUUUAAAAAUAGUUCUUUCUAGACCAGAAAAAGAAAACUGAGACAACACUGUAGCAAGUUCUCGUGUAUUUUUAGAAAAGGUCACUUGUUUGUGUCAGCUGUUAAAGCAAUGGCUAAGAGAUCAACUCUAUCAAAAAGAUGAUACUGAAAAAACUUAUUUUUAGGUUGGAGAAAACGGAAAGGGACAUCUAGACAUCUCUGUUGUUGAGCUUAAGAAACCAUGUAUCAGCUAUACCUAGAACAGACUGGUCCUAAUGUCUGGUCAGGAGAGGAGAGUGGAUAAAUUCUUAGUGUCUGGCCUAGUAUUUACUUUUCUUAAUCAAAUUCAGUAGCAAAAAACAUUAAAUCUACAAAAAGUUGCAAAACAUUAAGUGAUUAUAAUGUAACCUGCUUAUCACAAACUGUACAGUGUUUUAGGAGCAGUGGGAAGGAGGAAAGGAAGUUCACUGUCAAUGCAGCAGUUGUCAAGUUUCUGACUGGGAAUCAUGCCAACUUCUAUUUCUGCCUUAACUGUAUUCCUGGUGAGUUAAAACUACCUACGUGGAUAAAUUAGAUACGUGUAGCUUUACCCCUGUAUUGAUGAGGGCAUGGGCGUGUCACCGUUUCAAGGUCGUAUUUUUCUUGCAGUUUUAGCUAUUUGCAAAGUGACCUUCUGAAAACAAGUAUCUAUUGUAAUACAGAAAGAGAAGAUAGUAAUGUUUUCUAAGAGCAGUGAGUAUGCUAAAUUAGAAAGAUUAAGCACUUGGUAACAAUUUAGGUGAUACAGUUCUCUUAAAAACGGAACAAAGUGGAAAACUUUCCUAGCCUUUACAUCUAACACCUUUUAGUUUCUCUGUAGUGGAAGUUUUUUAGUAGUUUGGUUUUAGAAGUAUUUUCCAGUAUGUUUUGUAUUCAUCAAUGAAACUCUGUUCAGGUUCUUUUACAGUGAUGUUUGUAUGGAUUCCACUUCAUUUUGAAUUAAUGCUGGGUUGCUGACUAAAAGUUUAUGGGGGCUAAUUCUGCAGAAGCACUCAUUUCAGUGAUGUUCCAGUUGCAGAAAAAAAAAGGAGUAAAGAUGUCUAAGGAAAGGAAGCCCAAGGGCUGCUACAGAAUUGGAAGCUUUUGUAAAAAUGUGUAUGAUACUGCUCUUGUAAACUUUUUUAAAAUAAGAAUGAGAAUGCUGAAUUGCAGUUGCAGAUAAUCCUUGACUCCUAAUAAAAUACUUUUUAAAAAAUAUGUCUGCUUUCCCUAAAGUGACAAUUUUAAAGCAAUAUAAAAUCCUUUCAAUUUUUGUUCAAGUGUAGAAACCUUUCACAGUUGUGAUUAAUUGCACUGCAGUUUGGCUAAAUGGAGUUGAUAUACUAAGCAUACAAAAAUGGUGUUUAAGAAUAAAUUCCAUACAGGUACAGUGAAAAAACCUAGGUUUGGUGACUUUAGUAUGCAGCUUUCAUUGAAGAUACUGAUUCUGUAUGAAGCCAAUGAUAGUUUGGUAUUGUUUUUAUUUAAUACUAUUUUGUUAAGAUUCAGCUUUACCAUUUUCAUAGGUAGACUAAAAAAAUAUAAAUGCCUAAUCUCUCUUUAAUGCACAAUUCUAAUGAGGUAUUUAUUCAACAGCUGUAAAUACUUAAAGUAAAAAAAAGGUCUUUGACAUUGCAAAGGAUAUUUUCAUUCACUUCACUCAUCCAUUUAAAAUGUUCAUUUUACAUAUAGAUGUUUUCAUGUUUUAAACUGUUUGCCCCCAUUGCAUAAAUGUAGCAACUGUGCAGUGGUUUAUCAGUAAUAAUUAAGCUAUUGGUUUUCUCUUGCUUGUAAAAAUAUCUGUUAUGCUCUCUGUAUUAAAUACAUGGCAUUCUCUUCUGUAGUAACUAAUUUGCACCCAUUAAAAUGAUAGUAUUUAGGGCUUUUUUUCUCCAUCA